This is a messenger RNA of Hymenoscyphus albidus, 2748 nucleotides long. NCBI's taxonomy places the organism in Eukaryota, Fungi, Ascomycota, Leotiomycetes, Helotiales, Helotiaceae. The record is from the annotation of a GenBank genome assembly.
CAGACAGAUUGUGGUUCAUCGCAAGGCAUGAUGGAAAGUAUACACAUCAGAUCGCCUGGAUCUGCAACGAACCGGAGACUGACAUCAUUGAAGUUUUCACACAAAUCCGACGUGCCGCUGUCAUCGAUAGCUAUUGUUAUUGGCGCCACCACCCCGCCGAGGGGUCAUCUACUGCUCGUCGGCUAACAAUCAUGAGACACCUGAGCACAAUACAGUAAACACGAACCCACCAGCCCACUACGCCCAACGCGCGCCAGGGAGACGACCAGACCAAAGGACAUGCGAUCAUGAGCGAAGCUAAGAAGAAGUUGUUGAGCCUAUUUAGGAGUCGUAGCACCUCGGAGGGAACUUCCCAGGACUCCAAAAGUGUACCUAUACCUAUGUCCUCACCCUCAGCUUCACAUGCGCUAACUUACACCCGGUAGCGCGAUAGAGAUAGAGACCACAAGAACUCACGACCAUCGACCAGUGGUACCAGUCGCUCGAAACGAUCGAAAAAACGACGCUCCACGCGAUCGCAUAGCGAGACACCGAAAUCCACGAAAGAUGAUCGCCGCAAGUCCAUCUCCAGCUACGAUUCUGGGUCGCCACAGCCCCUCGCCUUGACAGUAUGGCCGCCCGACGGUCUCGCGCCGAAUGGAAAUAUGUCUCAGGGAAAGGCGAUGGAGCUGAUUGCAAAUGGCGUGCCGGUGUUCAAAGGGAUUCGACGACCAAUUCCUCAUGCUUCGGACGAAUACUACAGCUUGUAUGCAACAUGCGAAGGGAAUGGAAGGGCGGGCAACGAUCGCGCGACACCCUUCCAUGCGGCAUAUACAGCCUGGUCUUUUCGGCUUCAAGGUCCAGACCCGCCAUUACAUCCUUGGGAAACGCUGGAGCAACCUAGUCUUUCAUUCUGCUUUGGCACCAGGCCAGGAACAAGAACGUUAAAUCAUUGGGUUGGACUGUCUGGAAAUCCAAGUCCACCUAUAGAGCUCAGGGAACCAAACAUGAGGCCACGGGAGGCAGAAUUGAAGACAAUUUUGGAGCGCUUGAUAUAUUUGGAGGGAGGUUUCGAGGAGGACUACGAGGAUCUGAUGUACUCGAAUCUCUACAAAAAGUUUCUGAAAGAUCCGGACAAAUUCCUGAAUCCACACAAAGCUAUGGAAAAGCAAAUCGCGGAUCUGAUUACGGUUCUCUCACGACGUGACUGGAUUGACUUUAGCAAACCGGAAAAUCAAGUUGUAGCCAAAUUCUUUGCUAGUGCUGCCUACACAGAUCAUGGGAGGUACAAGAUAUUCUUUUACCAGCUUCUGCUUAGCAUAGAACUGGACCUUCGCAUACAUUCAAAAAAUCACACAGAGGCGGCAAAGGAACAGCUACUCAAUCAAUUGCCACCAUGUAUUGCUUGGAGCUUGGCCCUGGCAAGAAAAUGGAGAGAGUGUAUGAGUAUUGAGAAGUUUGAGACAGGGAGUGAUCCAGAACAGAGUAGGUUUACCAGUUGAAAAUCCUUUCCCCCGUUCUAACAUUACAAACCAGUCAAAUUUCGACUGAAAGCCAAGAAACCUCAGGUCAAGACUCUACGUAAGUUUGCUAGAGCUAUGAAAUGGCCGAAUCUCGCACGAGUCGACGAAGUGCUUAAAGAAAGAAAUCCUGAUGCAAUCCGCUUGGAGGAUCGAAGUUCAGAUACAAUGACCUAUUUCACAGGGAUGAUACUACCAGGAGUUACAAUGCCCUGGCUAAUCAUGAACUCCCUGAUCGAUUGUGACGAUGAUGUCUCAGCAAAUUCGUUAGCAGCUCUAACCCAUAUGCAUCCAAAUAGCGGCUUUCAGUAUAAGGGAACAACAUAUUGGUCCAGUACUACAAUUGUGGGGAAAGUUAUAGCACCAACAUGUCAAGAAAUUGCUGGAUGGGUAGGGCCAGUUCGACCAGCACCCGACAUGCCACGCAUGGGCAUCGCUCGAAUUCGUCAACGGCGACCUAAGCAAUUUCUUAACAUCAGUGAUAUAAAAACCAUGAUGGAUCGUUCUGAUCCUCUUGGUCCACCUUCAGAUACAUAUCCUGUCGCUGAGUAUCAACUUUUACUCCCUGAUGCAGAUGAUGUCUCAGAUAAUGUUCGUAUUGAGACAUUAUCUCUGAAAAAGAUUUCAUCGAAUCCACUCAACGCUGAAGCAGAAGGAAGACCACUCAUCUAUGACGCUUGCGUCCAGUUUGCAAUUGAAGGUCGUUCUUGGCCGCUCCGUCUUUCAUACGAUGUUAACUUCAUUUCUGCGUGUCCUUGCGCACGUGGUCCUCAUCCGUUGUUUUUCGACUAUGUCUAUAAAGCCGUCAAGGUGUCUGAAAUUCUCACCAUCAAAGAUUGGGGCAAGUUGAAUAAUCGAGCAGGUAGCGUAGGACCUAACGGUUCCGGGUCCGGGGUAGGGUCUUCUGCACAGGAUGAGGAUGAUUCCGAGACGGUGUUGGUAAUAGAAGCCUUUGGAGUAUCGGACAACGAAGUUCUGGCAAGAGCUUGGUGUAGUCAUUGGGGUCUCAGUGCUAUUGUUGCAGAUAUGGAGAAGACAUGGUAUGUUUUUCCUUCUUUCAUUCUUACAUUUUACAGUACAUACUAAGUUCAAUCAUCUAGCAUGGCAUGCGCUGUCCGGGAAGCAUAUGCAGCUUGCGUCAACGUUUCUAUUCUCGUCGAAGGCACAACUAAUGAUAAUGAUGAAUCAUGAAAUUUGCGAUGAUGGGUUUUCUGGGUCGUAGGGGUUAAUAUACAUACGUAGGAUGAUG